GUGACAUUUUCGGCAUUUGGAUUUUAGUUUGUUCAAUUUUGUGAAUGUGUUUAGUGCGUAAGCAAUAUUAAAGAUAUUACAAUUAGCAAAAAUCGAAUUUGAUUUAAAAAAAUGAAGUGGUAUUCAGGAGGAAUCGCCGAAGCUAUUACGCAUUCGAAAUCAAUAGGAGCCGUUUUCGUAGUCUACAUAGAAGGCACCGAUGAGACAUCGAAAAAAAUCACCGAUCUGAUAGAUAAUGGGGAGCUAGGCAGGAAAUUAGAGCAAGAUUGUUUUGUAGCCGUAAAAUUACAAGGAGGGUCCGUUGAACAUUUACAAUUCAGUGAAAUCUAUAAGGAACCUUCUAUUCCCUCUGUAUAUUUUAUUGGUAAAAAUGGCGUUCCUAUUGAGAUUAUUACCAGCAAAGAUAAAGUAGAAAAUAUAUGCAAAAAAAUCGAUGAUUCCUUGUCAAUCGCGGGAAUUAACCUACAAUCCACUAAUGCCACAUCAGCUUCUGUAGCAUCAGAAAAUUUCAUUAAGAGCGAAACCGGGGCUUCUGGCUCUUCUAAAGUUGUCUGUGAUGGUGAUGUAUGUAAAAUCGUCGAAAAUAAUAGCCCAAAUGUGGAAACAGGCGAAGAUUCAUUGAAUCGAGAACAAGAAAACAUCCAACAACAACAACAACAACAUAGUUCUAAUAAAGAAGAAACUAAUACUCCCGAAGAUGAUAAAUCGAACGAACUAUCAGUAGAAGAGAAAGUCGAAAGAGCCAAAGAAUUGCUGGAAUUGAAGAGGCAGCAAAAAGAACAAGAAGAAAAAGAGAAAGAGCGACAGAAGGAGAUCGACCGCCGCAAAAUGGGCCAGAACGCGCAGCAGCUGAAGAAAUGGCAGGAGGACCAGGAACUGAAGCAGAUGAUGGAGGAGAGGGAGCGCGAGAAGCGCGAGAACAAGCAGGCCCGGGACCGCGUGCUGGCCCAAAUAGCCCAAGACCGCGCCGAACGGCAAUCGAGGUCCCAGAUCCAACCCCAACCGGCCGCCGAGCCCGCCAAGCCGGUCUCCCAAUCGCCCCCGAAGCCCCCGUCGAACAUCACCCGGCUGCAAUUCAAACUGCCCGACGGCUCGUCGACGACGCACGAAUUUCAGAAUUCCGAUACGCUCGAGACCGUUGUUUUCUACAUCAAGACGAGUUUACAGUUACCGUUCAGCGAGUUUACGUUAUCUACAAUGUUUCCGCGAAGGGAGUUCACUGAUAACGAUCAUUCGCAAACGCUGGUGGAUCUUCAAUUGAGCCCUACGGCCGUGGUGCUCGUUUUGCCUCACAGCGGGCCCGUUGUCCCGAAUUCCAACGGGUUCUUGACCAGCUUGAUGUACGGGCUUUUGGCGCCGAUUUUGGGCAUCUUCAAUUACCUGAGGUCUUUGAUGUUCGGACAGCCGGUGGCUGCGCAGCCUCAGAAGGCGCAGAAAAGGCCGCCGCCUGACGAACCCAUGGAAUCGCGGAGGUUUCCUCAAUCGAAGAAGAAGAGUAGUGAUGGGAGUUCGGUGGUGAGGCGUCAAGGGAACAUCCACAGAUUGUCCGAUGCGACCGAUAGUGAGGAUGAGAACAACACGUGGAACGGGAAUUCGACGCAGCAAAUGUGAAUUGUUAAAUUUUUAAGGUUUAAAUGUAAGUAAGUAUUUUAAAAGGCGCAAUUUUUCGAAGAUUCUAAUGUAAUAUAUUAUUUUUAUUCUAAAUAUCUGUUUGUGUUUAAUAAAGGAUUUAUUCAUUGAUA
This is a messenger RNA of Phyllotreta striolata, 1742 nucleotides long. The record is from the annotation of a GenBank genome assembly. NCBI's taxonomy places the organism in Eukaryota, Metazoa, Arthropoda, Insecta, Coleoptera, Chrysomelidae.